This is a messenger RNA of Emiliania huxleyi CCMP1516, 845 nucleotides long. RefSeq lists its product as hypothetical. Bases 78 to 845 code for a protein of 255 amino acids. The record is from RefSeq and is a predicted model, not a curated record. Gene Ontology annotation, cellular component: proteasome regulatory particle, base subcomplex. Gene Ontology annotation, biological process: proteasome-mediated ubiquitin-dependent protein catabolic process. Gene Ontology annotation, molecular function: ATP binding; ATP hydrolysis activity; proteasome-activating activity. The transcript has 7 exons. NCBI's taxonomy places the organism in Eukaryota, Haptophyta, Isochrysidales, Noelaerhabdaceae.
UUCGGCGCCAGCAGCCCAGACACGCCGCUCGCCCUCAGCGUUCGGUCCUGCCUGGAGAGCGCCGCGCGGUCUGCGUCAUGGCGACUCCUGAGUCGGCGGCUCCUGCAGCAACCGACAUGGACACCACCGACAUCUUUGGCGACGGUGACGACGGCGAGGACCUUGGCGAGGAGAUUGCGCGGGCAGAGCCCGACGAGAUUGCGCAGCGGACGCGGAUGCUUGAGAACGAGAUCAAGGUGCUGCGGAACGAGAACUCGCGGCUGCUGCACGAGCAGCAGACGCAGAAGGAGAAGAUCAAGGAGAACGCCGAGAAGAUCAAGCUCAACAAGCAGCUGCCGUACCUCGUCGCAAACGUCGUCGAGCUGCUAGACAUGGAUCCGGAGGACGAGCCCGAGGAGGACGGCGCGAACAUCGACCUUGACGCACACCGCAAGGGCAAGUGCUGCGAGCUCAUCGAGGCGAUCGUGCUGCAGAUGACACACAAGGAGCGCUUCGCCAACCUCGGCAUCAAGCCGCCAAAGGGAGCGCUCAUGUACGGCCCGCCAGGCACCGGCAAGACGCUCAUCGCGCGCGCCUGCGCGGCGCAAACCAACGCCUGCUUCCUCAAGCUCGCGGGGCCUCAGCUGGUCCAGAUGUUCAUCGGCGACGGCGCGAAGCUGGUCAACUUUGAGGAGCUCGGCCGCUGCACCGACGACUUCAACGGCGCGCAGCUCAAGGCCGUCUGCGUGGAGGCGGGCAUGAUUGCGCUGCGCAACGAGCGGACAGAGAUUGUGCACGAGGAUUUUAUGGAGGGGCUGACGGCCGUGCAGGCAAAGAAGAAGGCGACGCUGUCCUAUUACGCGUGA